CGGAAGCCAUCUUGAUUGUCAACAAGUUUAGCCAUAACCACCUAGCCAUUAGUUUCUUUUGUUCCUGCUCCCCAUUUUACAAUUCCUGUUAUCUUGUUUGGUUUCUCGCUUUUUUAGCAACGUUAUUUACUUCCCCUGAGCAAAGAUGGCCUUCCCUGUCUCUGCAAUUGGAUUUGAAGGCUAUGAGAAGAGGCUUGAAAUAUCUUUCUUUGAGCCUGGAAUCUUUUCUGAUCCUGGAGGAAAGGGCCUCCGUUCUUUGACCAAAACUCAGCUGGAUGAGAUCCUUACGCCAGCUGAAUGCACAAUAGUUGGGUCACUUUCAAAUGCAGAAGUUGACUCAUACAUCCUUUCUGAGUCCAGCCUUUUCGUUUACUCUUACAAGAUUAUCAUCAAAACUUGUGGUACCACAAAACUUCUUCUCUCGAUUCCGCCAAUCCUUGAGUUAGCUGCCUCUCUUUCCCUCUCUGUAAGAGCUGUUAGGUACACUCGUGGAAGUUUCAUAUUUCCAGGAGCUCAGUCAUUUCCACAUCGUAACUUUUCAGAGGAGGUUGCGAUACUUGACGGUUAUUUUGGGAAGCUUGGAUCAGGCGGUAGAGCUUAUGUGAUGAGCAGUCUGGUUGAGUCACAAAAGUGGCACACAUACUCUGCUUGUGCAGAAAUGGACAACAUCCAGAACCCAGUUUAUACUCUUGAGAUGUGUAUGACCGGCUUGGACAACAAGAAGGCUUCUGUUUUCUACAAGACUCAAGCAAGCUCUGCAGUUGAGAUGACUAAUGUUUCUGGUAUAAGGAACAUUCUUCCACAUUCCAAGAUCUCUGAUUUUGAAUUUGAUCCAUGUGGUUACUCUAUGAAUUCCAUCGAAGGUGCUGCAAUCUCUACAAUUCAUGUUACCCCGGAAGAUGGUUUCAGUUAUUCAAGCUUUGAAGCAGCAGGCUACAAUUUGAAAACUCUGAAUCUGAAACAAUUGAUAGGCCGGGUUUUGUCAUGUUUCCAACCAAAGGAGUUCUCUGUAGCUAUUCAUGCCACUGAUGGCUCGUGGGACUGCCCACUGGAUAUUCCGGGAUAUGAGGGUGGAGAGAGUAGCUGUCAACUUCUUGGAUUGGGUGGCUCUGUUGUUUACCAGAGUUUUGUUGGGAAUGAUGAUUUGGGGUCUCCCAGGUCAAUUUUGAAGUGCUGCUGGAAGGAGGAUGAAGAUGACCAGGAUGAUGCUGUGAUCGUUAAAUGCUAGUUACUGUUUGGUGGCUGGAAGGAGGAUGAAGAUGACCAGGAUGAUGCUGUGGUCGUUAAAUGCUAGUUGCCAUUUCUUGUUUUGUUUGUUUGUUAUUUCAACUAUGUAGUUACAAUAAAUAAGGUCUUAUAUUUGGGGAGUAGUUAGAAAUGACAUUUAUCUAAAAUGGUUGGUGUAGUACAAUUCUAAUGUUUGUGUUUUGGGACUUGAAACGUGUGAUUAAUGAGAAGGAUUUAAGUAAAAUUUCCAGUUAUUUUAUA
This is a messenger RNA of Macadamia integrifolia, 1488 nucleotides long. Its product is annotated as S-adenosylmethionine decarboxylase proenzyme-like. Bases 146 to 1228 code for a protein of 360 amino acids. The transcript has a single exon. The record is from RefSeq and is a predicted model, not a curated record. Gene Ontology annotation, molecular function: adenosylmethionine decarboxylase activity. Gene Ontology annotation, biological process: spermine biosynthetic process; spermidine biosynthetic process. Gene Ontology annotation, cellular component: cytosol. NCBI's taxonomy places the organism in Eukaryota, Viridiplantae, Streptophyta, Magnoliopsida, Proteales, Proteaceae.